Cotesia glomerata is the source of this 11933-nucleotide messenger RNA. It is a transcript of the gene Dhc16F, whose product is annotated as dynein axonemal heavy chain 6. The transcript is spliced from 51 exons. Gene Ontology annotation, molecular function: minus-end-directed microtubule motor activity; dynein light intermediate chain binding; dynein intermediate chain binding. Gene Ontology annotation, biological process: microtubule-based movement. Gene Ontology annotation, cellular component: dynein complex. Bases 122 to 11896 code for a protein of 3924 amino acids. NCBI's taxonomy places the organism in Eukaryota, Metazoa, Arthropoda, Insecta, Hymenoptera, Braconidae. The record is from RefSeq and is a predicted model, not a curated record.
AUAAUUAUGAAUCUGGUGCUAAUUUCCAGCUCGGAAAGAAGAUCAAACGGAGCCGGAUGUAGUAGACCACCUGAAGCUAAUUGAAGAAUUUACUAGGAACCCAAAUGCUUCAUUUCGCUACAUGAUUUAUGCAGUGGAACGCUCCUCUAAGUACUUCACUCCUUACGCAUUAAAAAUAGUUCCCUACAAACAAGUGGAUGGAGCUUACAUUACUAUUAGUGGGAGUGGUGUGACCCACUAUAGUCCUGGAGAAGCGAGUUUCACGUCGCUCUCUGAGUGGGCAAGUGAAUACACCUUUUAUUUGGAGCUUAUGAAACUAAAGACCUUCCGGUUAUUUUCAACAUGGAAAGCGUUUUACGUUUGGCGGAAAAUGGUCCGGAUAAAAAAAUUUAACAGUGCAAAAAAUUUUAUUGCCAAUCACUUAUUUAUCUGCAAUAAUACCCUCGGAAAAGCUCUGCUGGACAUCAAAAAGGAGACUUACAACUUUCAUGACACCUCAUUUGUGGACACUACGGUUGUAGAAAAAAUUACGCUCUUUUAUUUCGUCGAACUGCAGUUAAAACAAUUAGAAACUAGCGUAGUUAAAUUGAACGGACUGAGAAAUCUUAUAAUAGAUAUAAGUUAUGACGCUUGCAAUCGAUCGCUCAAUGAAGUUGGGUAUACAAUAGACGAUUCUAAUAUUACAAUCGCUCAAACGGCGUACGGUAAAUUUGGAACAAACGCCUCGAAAAUUUAUAUUAAAAAUUCAAGUGAGUUGAAGAUGAGCUUUAUUGAACAAACUAGAAAAAGAGAACACUGUAAAUGGCUUUCAAGCUUCAUUCACUUAAUCGACUAUACCGUUACAAGCUUGCUGCGUAACGUGUUGGAAAAUACUUAUAUUGAUCUGCUGAAACUGCUGAGAAUAUACACAAAUAUACUUCCUAAUGAAAUACAGUUUUCAAAUGUACAAAUUAAUGUCAAUAGAGAAAAUGUUAAUCAUUUUCAGUCGCCCUUCAAAAAUCCAUACUGGGUAGUUGAUAUCGUAUUGAAUGACGAAGAAAUUAAAAUGGACCCGUCGGAAGAUGUCUUUCGGUUUGUAAUCGAACGGAUGCAAUCAAUAUGGAGAGAGAAUCUUGAUAUUAAGCCUCUUUUAACAGAUCCGCGUUUUGAAUCUUUCACAAAACCAAUAAUUAAUCGUAAAAAAGAAAACUAUUAUUUUGGCGGCAAGCCACCAUCAAUAUCCGGAAUUCUCCCGACGGAUACGACGAUAAAAACCCUUACUCGAGAGUUGGAAGACCUAUUGGAGUUAAACAUUAUAGCAGUGCGUCGUUACUGCGAGAGAUUUGCUGACGUCGAAGAGUUUUACAGAGAGGAUAAAAAUUUAAACGAAAACAUUAUCCUGAACAACACCAGCUGCGAACUUUUCCGCGAGUGGUGUGAGCGUUACAAAAACGAGGAGGAAGUUAUUUUAAACAUCACUGAUUUUCAGCCCGUCAGGAUAUUUUAUUUGCAGCUUAACCGCUUUAAAGAGAAAGCGCUGUUGGCUCCUACAGAAAAAAUGAAGCUAUUGGAAAAAAUAAUGCCCGAAAUUGGAAAAAGCAAAGUUAAACUUUUGGAGUCUAAAGCUUUUGAAGCGUUGAAUUAUCUGGAGAACGAACCGACGAGCGCCGAAGAAUUUGUCGACUACAUUAAUUUUGUAGAUCACGCGCAGCAGAAAGUUGACGACAUGGAAACAGAGAUGAAUUAUAUCAAAGACUUGUACGACAUUAUUGAAGACUUUGAUGUUCCCGUUUCUAUUGAAGACACGACACAAUACAUGGGUUUGAGCAUGCAAUUGACGAGCUUGCGAUUAUCGAUUGAUACGCGUCUCGAGGAACGCGAGAAAUUGAUCAGAGGAUUUAAUGAAAAAAUAGAGGAAGAUAUUCAGAGUUUGGUUGAUGGAAUUUCGGGUAUUAGUGAACAAGCGACGGAGCCUUGGUUGCUGAGUGGAUCCAGCGAAGCAAAUAUUUGUAUCGAGACGUUGAAAAGACUAACAAAAAGCCUGGAAGAUUCGAUAGAAACCGCAAAAAAAUAUCAGAUGUACCAACGUAACUUAAAGCUCGAGAUAACGCGACUCGAUAUUUUAGAUCAAGUGACGAAUCAAUUGCGGCUGAGAUCGCUUCUUUGGGAGAGCAAAGUUUCGUGGUCAGAAGCUCUGGAAAAUUGGUACCACUCAGAUUUCUCCAGCUUGGACGUGGAAGAGAUGAAUAACUUGGUAAUGCGCUACACGAAGAACGUAACUCAGCUGGAGAAGGGUCUAGAGGAAAACGACAUUCUGCCGACGAUCAAAAGCCAGGUCCAAGAGAUGCGCGAGAAACUGCCGACAAUCGGUUACCUGAAGAACCAAAACUUGAAGAAGCGCCACUGGAUGAAAAUAGAAUCGCUGAUGGCUGGAAAGAAGCUGGAAGCCGACGAAAAGUUGACGCUUAAGGUGAUCCAAGAGCUCGGGGUUUUUGAUCACGAGCGGGAAUUGAUGGAAAUCGCGGCUGCUGCGAGCGCAGAGGCAGCCCUUGAAAAUAUGUUGAACAAAAUUCAGGACACAUGGAAGCACCUGGAGUUCAUUGUUCUCGGGCAUAAAGACUCGAGCGAUGUAUUUGUGCUGGGAAGUCUUGAGGAGAUUCAAGCUGCACUCGACGAAAGUAAUAUUGCUGUUCAAACUAUUGCAGCUUCCCGGCACGUCGCUCCUAUUAAAGCGAGGCUUGAUGAGUGGAUUAAACAGCUAAACCUUUUUUCAACCACUCUGGAAUCUUGGCAAUAUUGUCAACAACAGUGGCUGUAUCUUCAGGCAAUUUUCUCGGCUCCGGAUAUUCAACGACAACUUCCGGUAGAAGCUAAACUAUUUAUCCAAGUUGACAAAUCUUGGAAAGAUAUAAUGAGAAGAGUUGCUAAAAUGCCUUUAGCGAUGGUAUUUGCCACUCAGCCGGGACUUUUAGAACAAUUUGAAGAUAAUAAUAAAAGUUUAGAUGAAAUUACGAAAUGUCUUGAGGCGUAUCUUGAUACAAAGCGUCUAGCUUUUCCUCGUUUUUUCUUUUUAUCGAAUGAUGAACUGCUUGAAAUUCUUGCUCAAACACGGAACCCUCAUGCGGUUCAAAGGCAUCUUCAAAAAUGCUUCGACGCUAUUUACCGCUUGGAAUUCGCCUCCGCGGACCCGGAAGGAACGUCAAGGGCUAGAAAAAGUUCCGCGAUAUUAACUACGGAGAUACUGGCUAUGAUUUCACCUGAAGGGGAGAAAGUGAGCCUUGGAAAAGGGCUGAAAGCUCGGGGAAAUGUCGAAGAUUGGCUUGGAAAGGUUGAAGAGUCAAUGUUCACUUCACUGCGUAGGAGAAUGAAAUUCGCUAUUGCUGAUUUUGAGAAACGUACUCGACGUGAUUUUAUUCACUCCCAUCCCUCUCAAAUAGUACUAACUGUUUCGCAGAUCAGUUGGACUAAAAAUGUUCAUUAUAUUCUUGAAAUCGUCGAUGACGUCGGAAAAGCCAUCAAAGCCUUCGAGCAGAAAUCUUUCUUAGAUUUAAAUGAGCUUGCAAGUAUGGUUAGAAAUGAAUUACCCAAACUAAUAAGAGAUAUUGUCAUCAAUCUUAUCACAAUUGACGUCCAUGCAAGAGAUAUUAUAACUUCGUUAGUAGAAAACAAUGUAACUUCCAGUUCAAAUUUCGAAUGGACGAAGAAUUUGCGGUAUUACUGGGAUCAAGAGUUGGAUAAUUGCAUCACUCGUAUGAGCACCACGGAAUAUUCAUACGGUUAUGAGUAUCUAGGCGCACAGAAGAGACUCGUCAUCACUCCUCUGACAGAUAAAUGUUAUUUAUGUCUCAUGGGCGCGCUGCAACUCAAUCUAGGCGGAGCCCCAGCUGGCCCUGCAGGAACCGGUAAAACUGAAACUACUAAAGAUUUAGCCAAGGCUUUGGCGAUUCAGUGCGUUGUUUUUAAUUGCUCAGAAGGUUUGGACUUCAGGAUGAUGGGAAGAUUUUUUUCCGGUCUCGCAACCUCUGGGGCUUGGUGCUGCUUCGAUGAAUUCAAUCGAAUCGAUAUCGAAGUACUUUCCGUGAUUGCUCAGCAAUUAAUUACUAUCAGAAAUGCCAAAGUUGCUCGGGCUAAUGAAUUCUUGUUCGAAGGCCGCAAUCUCAAAUUAGUCAUGUCUUGCGCUACUUUUAUUACUAUGAAUCCGGGUUAUGCGGGACGUACAGAAUUGCCAGACAACCUCAAGUCUCUGUUUCGACCCAUCGCUAUGAUGGUUCCCGAUUACAAACUUAUCGCUGAAGUAAUUUUAUACUCGGAGGGCUUCGAGUCUUCGAAGCAAUUGUCAAAGAAAAUGACCCUAAUGUACACAUUGUGCAGCGAACAAUUGUCUCAGCAAGAUCACUACGACUUUGGAAUGAGGGCAGUAAAAUCGGUUUUAGUAAUGGCCGGAAGUCUUAAACGUGAAAACCCGGAUAAAAGCGAAGAACUUGUACUGAUAAAAGCUCUGCGUGACAGUAAUUUGCCGAAAUUUUUGGCUGAUGACAAGCUAUUAUUUCUUGCUAUUCUAGCAGAUCUUUUUCCGGGCGUUGAGAUACCCGAGGAUCAUUACGGAGUUUUUCAAGAUACUAUUAUUGAUAUUUUAGAGACAGCUAAUUUACAGCCUGAAGAAUCUUCGAUUAACAAGACAAUUCAAUUACACGAAACAAUUCGUGUGAGACAUGGUGUAAUGCUUGUUGGACCAACUGGUGGAGGAAAAACAACUAUUUUAAGAACGCUGAGUGAAACCUACACAAGCCUGGCAGAAAAACAAGUUCCGGGCCAAUUAAAUAGACGAGUUAAUAUGUACACUCUGAACCCUAAAGCAAUAACGAUGAGCGAAUUGUACGGUGAAGUGGAUAUUUACUCCAACGAGUGGCACGACGGUCUUCUCGGUGCAAUAAUCCGCAAAGCGUGUUCAUCCGAGGCAGAUGACCACCAGUGGGUAGUCUGUGACGGCCCCGUAGAUGCUUUGUGGAUCGAAAACAUGAACACCGUCCUCGACGACAACAAAAUGCUCUGUCUCGCAAACUCCGAGCGCAUCAAAUUCACCCCAUAUGUCCGCAUGAUAUUCGAAGUGAUGGAUCUGUGUCAAGCUUCGCCGGCUACAGUCAGCCGUUGCGGAAUGGUCUAUGUCGACCCUCUUGAGCUCGGCUGGAUGCCUUAUGUCAAGACUUGGUUAAUUGGAUUCAAGAGUAAAUUCAAGGAGUCACCCUCGCUGGGUAAUGCGAUAGCUGGGAUUGUUUUAGACCUAUUCGAUCGAUAUGUCGAUAAUGGGUUAGCUUUCUUUAAGAAAAAUUGUGACUCGGCCAUUGCUCAGGUUGACAUAAGUAAAGUGAAUACAGUCUGCACUCUUCUGGAAAGUAUUCUCCUGGAGUCAGACACCGUGAACAAAAUAGUUGAUAAAUCACGACUAACGACGUUUGUCACCCAGUCUUUCGUAUUCUCAUAUAUCUGGGGUAUCGGAGGCAAUGUUAUUGAUUCGUCGCGCGAGGCUUUCGAGCUUUUUGUCACCCACCAACUGGAAGGAAAUUCAAGCACAAGACUGCCUGUAGCAGGAGAACUUUGGAAUCUCUGGAUGAACACAGACAAACAACGUAUGGACAUAUGGCUGAAGAUGAUACCCGCGUUUACUUACGACCCUCAAGUGCCUUUUUUUGACAUUCUUGUACCUACAAUCGACACAGUGCGCUUUGAAUUCAUCGUUAAGAAAAUAAUAAACGCGAACAAGCCCGUGUUUAUCACAGGCGCAACUGGUGUCGGAAAAUCGGUAAUAAUGAAAGGCGUGCUAAAGAGUCUACGUGAAUCGGAGCAAUGGCUGCCAAUAACGCUAAAUUUUUCCGGUCAGACGACGAGUAAACAGACGCAAGACAUUUUGGAGCUAAAAAUGGAGAAAAAGACGCGAUUUUGCCUCGGCGGCCCCGUGGGUAAGCGUGUGUGUGUCUUUGUAGACGAUGUUAACAUGCCACGGCUAGAUACUUACGGCUCUCAGCCGCCUGUCGAACUUCUGAGACAAGUCUUAGACUUCAGUGGCUUCUACGACCGUAAAAAACUUAUUUGGAAGUCUAUUGAAGACGUGGUAUUAACGGCAGCUUGCGCGCCCCCCGGAGGCGGACGAAAUCCUCUUAGCCAACGAUUUAUCCGGCACUUUGCUAUGCUUAUGAUCCCCAUACCUACUGAGGCUUCUUUGCAAACGAUUUUCAGAGCGAUCGUGAGGGGCUUUUUGAGUCACAAAUUGUUCCCUCAAUCGGUUGUCAAUAUCGCGGACGCAAUAGUAACCGCAGCGGUGGAAAUCUACGACCGCAUCGCGACUGAUUUACUGCCUACUCCGGCGAAAAGCCAUUAUAUUUUUAAUCUCAGGGAUUUGUCGAAGUGUGUGCAAGGGAUGAUGCAGUCCGACCCGGUGUCCAUUCGCGAUGCCAGACAAAUGACGAGACUCUUUUAUCACGAAUGCUUAAGGGUCUUUCACGACCGUCUGGUUGAUAAUAUCGACAAAAGUUACUUUUACAGAUUGCUCAGUGAAACAUGCUCGGGUUUUUUUCCCGAUCAAGUUGUUGCUUUGCCUGAAAAUACUUCUGAUGCUAUCGAUACGCCGUCGGAGCUUUUCUUUGGAGACUUUAUGAAAUUCGGGACCCCCAGGGAGCUUAGGAUCUACGAAGAAGUUACUGAUGUUGAAAAAAUCAAGUCUGUUCUUCAGGAUUAUCUAGACGAUUAUUGUCUCGCAACAAAGAAAGACUUGAAGCUUAUAUUUUUUUUCCACGCCAUCGAACACUUGUGCAGAAUAGCGAGAAUCUUGAGAUCAGAACGGGGCCAUGGAUUACUUGUAGGUGUAGGUGGCAUGGGUAAACAGAGCUUGAGUAAAUUAGCAUCUCAUCUCAAUGGAUAUCCAUGUUGGCAAAUUGAAAUAAGUCGUGGAUAUGAUAUAAAUUCUUGGCAUACAGAUCUACGUAAUUUUUAUUCAAAGCCCGGAGCUUUAGCCGAAGACGCGACGUUUCUCUUUACAGACACUCAGAUUGUUAUGGAAGAAUUUCUUGAAGAUAUUAACAAUACACUGAAUUCUGGCGAAGUGCCAAAUUUAUUCGAGGCUGAUGAGCUAGAGAAAAUAAUAAUCUUGACGAGACCCGCAGCCAAAGAAGCGGGAUUAUCUGAAGAAAACCGUGACGAAAUUUACAAUCUGUUUGUUAGCCGGGUGAGGAUUCAUCUCCACAUCGUGCUUUGCAUGAGUCCUGCUGGUGACGCAUUUCGACGUCGCUGUCGCAUGUUUCCUUCAUUGGUCAAUUGCUGCACGAUCGACUGGUUCACCAAGUGGCCCGACGAAGCCCUUCUCUCGGUCGCUAAAAUUUCCAUCGUUCCAGACAUCACCCAAGAUCUCAAGCUAGCUUCUUCCCUGGCUUCCAUUUGUAUGCUGAUGCACCAAACGACUGAUAAAAUGACAGAGAGAUAUUUAACUGAAAUGCGACGUCGAUAUUAUACAACACCGAGUAGUUAUCUUGAAUUAUUGACAUUAUAUUCAACUACUCUAAAGCGAAAGACAGAUGAAAUAAUGUCAUUGAAAAAUAAAAUUGAAAAUGGCUUAAAUAAAUUAUAUGAAACCAAAGACACAGUAGAUGUGAUGAAGAAUGAAAUAAUAAUAUUAACACCGCAAUUGAAAACAAGCCGCGAAGAAGUGGAAAAACUUAUGGAAGUCGUGACAAAACAAAAAAUUGAGUGCGAUACAGUCCGAAGUGUCGUAGAAGCGGAUGAGGCUACUGCUAAAAUAAAAGCCGACGAAAUGGCAGUUUUAGAAAUCGAGGCACGCAAAGACCUGGAGGCUGCGAUGCCAGCUCUGGAGGAGGCGCAAAAAGCUCUUCAGUCGCUCAACAAAAGCGACAUUAACGAAAUUAAAGUUUUUAAUAAGCCUCCGCAUCUCGUGCGUUACGUAAUGGAGGCAGUUUGCUUGCUUUUAGGCGAAAAAACGGACUGGCCGACUGCGAAGCUUAUACUCUCGGACGUGCACUUUCUUGAUCGAUUGAUCAACUAUCCCAAGGAUGACAUAAAUGAUAAAUUGCUUAAAAAAUUGGAAAGCUAUUUGAAGAAUCCCGAGUUUGUUCCGGAUCUUGUUGCUAAGCAAAGUAAAGUUUGCAAGUCAAUUUGCAUUUGGGUAAGAGCUAUUGACGGAUAUGCUAAAGUGUUUCGUGUUGUCGAGCCGAAACGUCUCAAAUUGCAACAAGCACAAGAAGAGCUACAGACACUUAAAGAACUAGUAGCGGAGAAGCAAAAACAAUUAAGUGUGGUUGUUAAGAAAAUAGAAAAACUCGAGAAACAAUACAACCUGGCAGUUAAGCGUCUAGAUCAAUUAGAGUCUACGAUUGCGUUGAAUGAGUCUCGAUUAAACAGAUCUGGGCGCUUAAUCGCGGCAUUAUCUGACGGACAAGAAUUAUGGCAAGACAUGACACGAGGGUUUCACUCGAAAAUAAAUAACCUGACGGGUGAUUGCCUUAUUAUCGCAGGCGCGCUGGCUUAUUUCGGGGCUUUCACUCAGAUUUAUCGACAGGAAUUGCUGCGAGUUUGGUUGACGGCGAUUGACACUCACAAAAUAAAUAUUACGGAUAAUUUCAGUCUUGUCAAAAGUUUAAUUAGUCCGUACAAAAUUUGCACGUGGAAUGUUUUCGGGCUACCGAAAGACAACGUGAGCACUGAAAACGCGCUGCUGGUGACUCAAGCGCGACGUUGGCCGCUUUUGAUUGAUCCACAGGAGCAGGGCUACCGGUGGAUUAGAAAUAUGGAAGCGGAGAAUAAUAUCAAGAUAAGUGAAAUGAAUAAUCCAAAUUUGAUGAGGAUUAUUGAAAAUUGUAUUAGACUUGGGCUGCCAGUUAUGAUUUAUAAUGUAGGAGAAAUUCUUGAUCCUAGUUUAGAACCUAUUUUACUUCAGCAAAUAUUUAUGCAGGAAGGAAGAAUGAUUAUGAGAAUAAAUAACACUGAUAUAGAAUACGAAAAAGGAUUCAAGCUGUACAUGACCACAAAGCUUUCAAAUCCUCAUUAUUUACCAGAAGUUUGUAUCAAAGUAACAAUUGUUAACUUUACUGUUACACCAUCUGGUCUUGAAGAUCAAUUACUCGGAGAAGUUGUGAAACUUGAGAGGCCGGAUUUAGAGAAACAGCGGGAAGAAUUAGUCGAGAAGAUAAAUCACGACGGAAUACAGUUGGAAAAAAUAGAAGAAAAAAUUCUGUCGAUGUUAUCCAGCCCGGGUAAUAUUUUGGACAAUGAGGAGUUAGUCGAGAGCUUGAAUAAUAGCAAAGAGACAUCCGCGAUUAUAACUGCUCGGCUUGUUGAGUCUGAAAAAACAGAGGCUAAGAUAAUAAUAGCGCGUGACAAAUAUCGCUCAGUAGCUACUCUAGGAUUUAUUUUAUUUUUUGUCAUUGCUAGUCUUGCAGAAAUAGAUCCUAUGUAUCAAUUCUCGCUAAAAUAUUUCAAACAAGUAUUUAAUCAUGCGAUCGAGAUAAGCGAAAAAAAUCCAGACAUUGAAAAACGUUUGAGUAUCCUCAAUGAAAAAAUAACUUUGGCAAUUUAUUUAAACGUCUCUCGAGGACUUUUUGAGAGACAUAAAAUUAUUUUAGCUUUCAUGAUUGACAUUGCAAUUCGUAUCAAUAAUAAAACAGUUACUCAAAGUCAGUGGAAUUUUAUUUUGCGCGGACCAGGGUCUAUCGAAUUGAGGAAAAAACCAGAAAAUAUAAGUGACUUAGUGUGGAAAUCAAUAAAUUAUCUCGAUAAAAACUUUUCAGUUUUCAAUGGAAUAAUAGACGAUGCAUUUAGAAAAAUAAAACUUACUCUCGGAUACAUUGAAGAAGAAAUAAAUUUAGAGAGAAAUAAUAAUAUAGAACCGAUAAAAGAUUGGAAUAUCUUGCUGAGCGAUAUUGAAAAAUUGAUGCUAGUGAAAUCAUUAAAAGAAGAAAAGCUAUUGGUUUUAAUAACGGCCUUGGUAAAUAAAAAUCUCGGUCGAAAAUUUAUCGAAUCGUCUAUUGUAACAUUAUCCGACACGUACCAAGAUAUAUCACACAAUACACCUUUAAUAUUUAUACUGAGCACGGGUUGUGAUCCUUUUGGAUCAUUUAUUAGGUUUGCCGGCGAAAUGGGAUUUAUCGACAAGUACAGUUCAAUAUCGUUGGGUCAAGGGCAAGGACCAAUUGCUGAGAAACUUAUCAAAGACGGUCGUGUUAAAGGUCACUGGAUUUUUUUACAAAACUGUCAUUUGGCAACGUCGUGGAUGCCGACGCUCGAGAAAUUAGUCUCUGAAAUCACCGAUGAAAGUGUCGAGGUCCAUAGAGACUUUCGGCUUUUCUUAAGUUCGAUGCCUAGCGAUGCUUUUCCUAUUUCUAUACUCGAAAAUUCUGUUAAAAUUACGAAUGAACCGCCCAAAGGCUUGAAAGCUAAUAUCAAGCGAAUGCUUUUUGAUUUGAGCCAAGAAUUUUUUGAACACGAUGGAGACAAUUGGCGGGUCAUGAUAUUCGGAAUAUGUUUUUUUCAUUCAAUUAUACAAGAAAGAAAAAAGUACGGGCCAUUAGGCUGGAAUAUAUUAUACGAAUUCACGGAUAACGACCGCGAGUGCUGUCUAUCGAAUUUAAAAAUAUUUACUGAGAAUGAAUUAAUACCUUGGAACGCAUUGGUGUAUACUACCGGUGAAAUUACAUACGGAGGCAGAAUUACAGAUAACUGGGAUUUGCGCUGCUUGAAAACUAUUCUCGACAACUUUUUUUCACCAAAAAUAUUUAACAAAGAUUACAUUUAUUCGCCCUCUGGAGUAUAUUACUGUCCGAGAUUAAAAACUUUGGAGGAGUAUAAAAAUUUUGUAGAAACUUUUCCUAUUAUUGAUGAGCCUGAAAUUUUUGGAAUGCAUGAAAAUGCAAAUAUAACUUAUCAGUUGCGCGAGUCACAAUUAGUGAUAAAUACAAUAGCACAAAUUCAGCCAACAGUUGAUGCAAACAUUGAAAGCAAAUCAAACUCGGAAAUAGUUUACGAUACUGCGCAAAUAAUUAUGAAUCAAAUUGAGCUCAAUAUUGAUUCGGAGAAAUGCAAUAAAAAUCACUACAAAAAAGAUUCAACGGGAAGAGUUCCUUCACUAACAACAGUCUUAUUACAUGAAAUUGAUCGAUACAAUAAAUUAUUAAAAAAUAUUCACGCAUCAAUGGAAAAUUUACAACGCGCUAUUAAAGGAUUUGUCGUUAUGUCAGACGAAUUAGAGAAUGUUUUCAAUUCAUUAUUAAAUAAUCAAGUCCCGAAGGUAUGGCAUGAUCUGCACGUUUAUCCAUCGCUCAAGUCUUUAGGCAGUUGGAUAAGAGAUCUUGAACUUAGAACGGAUUUUAUAAAAAGCUGGUUAACAAACGAACCGGUUUCUUACUGGCUAUCCGGGCUUUCAUUUCCUCAAGGAUUCAUUACCGCAGUGCUCCAAACCCAUGCAAGGAAAUAUAAUAUUCCUAUUGAUCAGCUCAAGCUGGAUUAUGCGGUAACUAAGACGCUUUUAUAUCAAGAUGAAAUCCAGAAUGCUCACACAAUUAAUCAACAGGAUCAUUUACUGUAUAAAAAUCUUUCAAUACCAAACGACGGAGUUUUGAUUCAUGGUUUGUAUUUAGACGCAGCAAAGUGGAAUAUUAAUUCAAUGCUUCUUGUUGACGCUUCACUAGGCAAAAUAAACCCUCCAUUACCAGUAACCCACGUAAUACCCGUGCUAACUCAUCCAGAAAAUGAUCAACGGUACAUUUGUCCGCUUUAUAAGACCGCUGUUCGUGCUGGGGUACUAUCAACCACUGGACACAGUACUAAUUUUGUUACUCCCAUCUUGCUGCCUUCAUCCCAAAAAAAUUCUUAUUGGAUCCUCAAAGGGACUGCGCUUUUAAUACAAAUUACUGAUUGAUUAAUUUUUACUCCAAUAAAAAAAUUUACUUUAAUUA